This is a messenger RNA of Salvia splendens (bonfire salvia), 459 nucleotides long. Its product is annotated as oleosin H2-like. Bases 19 to 459 code for a protein of 146 amino acids. Gene Ontology annotation, cellular component: monolayer-surrounded lipid storage body; membrane. The transcript has a single exon. The record is from RefSeq and is a predicted model, not a curated record. Gene Ontology annotation, biological process: response to freezing; lipid storage; seed oilbody biogenesis. Lineage: Eukaryota; Viridiplantae; Streptophyta; Magnoliopsida; Lamiales; Lamiaceae.
CGCCCAACCACUGUCGCCAUGGCGGAGCACCACCACCAGGGUCCCACGGACGCCGUGAAGAGUUACCUCCCCGACAACGUCCCCUCCACCUCCCAAGGACUCGCCGUCGCCAUUCUCUUCCCAUUCGGCAGCAUCCUCCUCAGCCUCUCCGUCCUCAUCCUCACCAGCACCCUCUUCUGCAUCGCCGUCUCCGCCCCGCUCUUCCUCCUCUUCAGCCCCAUUAUUGUCCCGGCCGUCAUCACUCUCGCCCUCGCAGUAGUCGGGUUCUUGACCUCCGGGGUUUUCGGCAUCACGGCGCUCUCGUCGUUCAUGUGGAUCGUUACUUACUUUAGAAAGAUGAGGGCGAGCUGGCCGGAGCAGUUCGAGCAAGCCAGGCGGCGCGUAGGGGACGCGGCGAGCCAUGUGGGCCAGAAUGUAAGGGAGGUGGGCCAAAAGGCCCAAGCUACCGCAUGGUCUUGA